Molecule: messenger RNA, 949 nt
Organism: Branchiostoma belcheri (Belcher's lancelet)
Lineage: Eukaryota; Metazoa; Chordata; Leptocardii; Amphioxiformes; Branchiostomatidae
Exons: 6
Coding region: 40-555 (171 amino acids)
Source: RefSeq, a predicted model, not a curated record
AUUCCACUGUAGGAACAUAGGUGGCGCUGCUUCACAGUGAUGUGCCGUUGCCGUCUCCAGGACAGCUUCUGCGGCUGUUGUACUGUCCGCCAUGGCUCAAUAUUUGUUGGCAUCGUCCAUCUGAUGUUCUCGAUGUUGGGUGGCCUGGCAGUGUUCUCCUUGUAUGGUGUUUUAUUCAAAACAAACCCUAUCAGACCUGCUGAGAUCACUGGUGUCAUUUUCUACGCUUUGUCCAUCCUGGUGGCCAUAGUCCUCAUCAUUGGUGUGCUGAAGAAAAACCGUACCCUGAGUUGGGUGUGGCUCGUUUGGGCGGUUUUCCAUCUGAUCCUGGCCGCAGCCUUGGCGAUCGCCCUGCUGGUGCACGUGUCAGGAGCGGCAGUCAUCCCCGGAAUAACUCUGCAGACUGAGGGGACGAUGUUGUCUGAAUCACACGGAACUGUCAUCUUGGUGGCCGCCGUGCUGACCUUGGUCUUCUUUUUUGUGCUGAGUCCUUUCUUGAUGUAUGGCAUCGUGGUUGUGUGCUCCUACCACCGGAAGCUGGAAGAUUAUGCGUAGACCGCCCCCACAACACUCUCCUGCGUAUAUGCUAAUAUAUUUCCUGUUCAACUCUGUAAAAAUAAAACAGAGACAGUCUUUAAAAUCUACUGUAUAGAUACUAAUAUGACAAUAAGAAGGUACAUUGAAAUGGAAUUACAAAGACGAAAUAUUUAUAUCAUCUAACCCCCACCCCCUUCACACAUAUCAAAAGACAUCGAAGGACAUGUAUAGUAACAGCUAGCAAUGUUUACAUAUACCACGUUAUGCCAAAUUAUACCUUUUGACUGGUUUGUCAAAUCUUAGUAAUUGUGAUUCGCGCUUAACGUUUUUUUUUUUUGUUCAGUCCGAUUUAUUAUUAUUUAUUCAUUCAUUAUUAUGCCUACUCAAUAUCCUUGCCUAUGUUACGUGUUAU